AGCCAGCUGGCUGGGGCCACCGGUUUACACUCAGAGCCAUACCUGCCAUUGAGGAUUCCUCCCCAGGAGGCAGCAGCGUGUCAGCAUGGCCGAAGAGUUUGUGAACUGCAGGAUCCAGCCCGGGAAGGUGGUUGUGUUCAUCAAGCCCUCCUGCCCCUACUGCAGGAGGACCCAAGAGCUCCUCGGCCAACUGCCCUUCAAACAAGGGCUUUUGGAAUUUGUCGAUAUCACAGCCACCAGUGACACUGGCAAGAUUCAAGAUUAUUUGGAACAGCUCACAGGAGCCAGAACAGUCCCUCGGGUCUUUAUCGGUAAAGAUUGCAUCGGCGGAUGCUCAGACCUAGUGGAAAUGCAUGAGAGUGGGGAGCUGUUGAAGCGGCUAAAACAGAUUGGAGCUCUGCAGUAGUUACAGGGCAGACCCCAGGAUGAUGUUCCCCUUGAGAACUGGAUGGCAUUUCAAAUGAGGACCACACUUCCUGGUGGAUGGAUCUGGAGCUAAUAGCCACAGCAAUAGUUUACUUAAAAUUCUGAAAUGUGUUCACACAAAAAAAGGGAGGAGGGUGGAUUUUUUGGGAAAAACAGCUUUUCCUUCUUUUGACUCAGUAUUAAAUGCAGACCAACUUGCCCCAAACCACAGAGAAGGUUGAUAGACAUCUUGGGUUUCUUUUCCAUUGGCCCUUAGGGUUCCAAAAGACCAUGACAGGGGAUGGCUUAGGGUUCACUCAAUGACCCCAAAGAUGUUCUUUCUCUUGGGCACGUGUCUCUUACUGUCUCUUACUGUUCUCCAUAUGUCAGGACCUCUGAGCCAGUGUUUUUCAACCAAGAUUACUCCAAGCACCCUAGGAUGAAGCUAAAAUUGGUUUCCUGCUAUUGCCUCAAGGUUACUUUGUUGAGUUUAACUUGAUGGAAUUUGCAGGAUGAAAACAAUAGGUAUUUGGACUGUGCUUUUUUCAACUUAUAAGUGUCUCCCAGUCAUUAUCCCCAUACGACCGCAUCCUAUCUUGGAAAUCACUGCUCUGAAUUCAUGUUCUUAACCUUGACAACUCACAAAUCUCAUAGAAAAUGUUCAACAAUUCUGUGAAGGGUCUUAAGGACCCCACGUGGGAAGCACCACGUGAAAUGUUAAGCACGGUUGCUGGCGCCUCAGGGAUCCGAGGUAUCAGCACAGCUGCUGCAAUCACGGGUUCCCUCCGUUAUGCAAUAUCGUCAUCCAGCUGAUCUGAAAGAGCAGUGUCUUAACUUGUUUAGGUUAUGAACGGAAGUCAAUGCAACAUUUAAAAUGUUACUACAGAAAACUUGCAAACCCCUUCCCCAAGAGUAUGUCUGUAAAAGGGGCCAAAUUUGAGAAGCAUGGUCCUAAGUGAUUCUCUCUCCCUCCUUUUUCCUUCACUCUGAAAACUUUAGAGUUCUUUAUUGUGAGGUUUGAUCUAGAACUGCAAUGUUAAACUUAUUUCCUUCUCUCUAGUGGGUAUAGUUAAUUUCUUUUCUAAUAAAUACCCAGAGGUGACAGUGAUUUUUUGCUUAAUUCUUUUCUGUUCCCAAUACUUAAAGAAUGAUAUUAAUGUAAAAGACACCAAAUUAAACCUUUAUUCAUGUUUGUUGCCAAUCAUUAUCAAUAAAGGUACAUGCUAUUUUCCUUCAUUAA
Molecule: messenger RNA, 1645 nt
Organism: Suricata suricatta (meerkat)
Lineage: Eukaryota; Metazoa; Chordata; Mammalia; Carnivora; Herpestidae
Gene: GLRX
Product: glutaredoxin
Exons: 3
Coding region: 86-406 (106 amino acids)
Source: RefSeq, a predicted model, not a curated record